Messenger RNA from Sitophilus oryzae (rice weevil), 1699 nucleotides. RefSeq names its product leukocyte surface antigen CD53-like. The coding region runs from base 32 to 895 and encodes 287 amino acids. Gene Ontology annotation, cellular component: membrane. The record is from RefSeq and is a predicted model, not a curated record. The transcript has 6 exons. NCBI's taxonomy places the organism in Eukaryota, Metazoa, Arthropoda, Insecta, Coleoptera, Curculionidae.
UGCUGAGGUGUAAUUCUAUAUCCAUUCAAUUAUGGUUUCACUAAAAGCCAAAGAAAUAUUUUGUACUGUUUACUCUGGUCUUUUAUUUGUAUCUGGUUUAAUACUCAUAGGCUGUUCUGCAUAUUUUUUAUUUAAACUUUUUUACCAUUACACUUUCAUUCCAUCCAGUAGUAUUGGACCAUUCUUUACUAUAUUUGUUUUGGGUAUUGUCCAUUUAUUUCUCACUUGGUUAGGAGUUAAAGGACCUCCAAGGGAACAUAACUUUCACAUUAUUCUGUUUAUGGUGUUUACAAUAAUUUUAUUGGUGUCAGAAUUUGCAGUUGGAAUUUGGUCAGUUAUAUUAUGGGAUGAGGUUGAAAUAGGAUCGAUCGAUUUAAUGACUAAAUCUUUUCAAAAUUAUGAUAAAAAAAUAAAAUAUUGGAAUAAAUUACAACAUCAGUUACAGUGCUGCGGUAUGAUUGGCACAGGAGAUUAUAAUAAUCAAACAAUUCCGUCUUCCUGCUAUUUAGAUUCACAAAAAAUAAAUUUGGCUACAGUUGGAUGUAGAUUACCAUUAAUACGGUAUACAAAAAGGAUACUUAUUGAUGGUGUUAUUAUUGGAUUUGUUUGUGCAGCAUUUCAGGGUUUAGGCUUCUUUGCGUUUUAUUCAUUUUUCAAAACAUUAAGAGUGGAGAGGACUGAGAGAGCUGCUAGAAGGGCGGCGAUGCAGAGAGAGAUGUCAGUUGCUAGCGGGGGUAUACAGACUCAAGUGUAUAUACCUGUAGGAUCGGCACCUCCGCCGUCAGGUGCCGCUUCUGGUGGUGAACCUGCUUCAGUUGCUGCACCUAGUGAGGGAGAUAAGGGCCCAUCUACACCGCCAUUCAAGUUUCUUCAGAAUGUGCUGAGCUAUUAUUGAUCUUAAAAGUUCAGAUGAAAUUCUGGAAGAAUCACCGCUUUCCACUUGGAAAAAAGUAUUAUAAGAAGUCAAACCACAAUAAACCACUGGUUUUUACCACACUAAUUGUAACAACUGUUUUUACCAGAAUAAUUAUAAGUUUUACUGUUGCUUUCCGGUUGGAUAAACUAGUGUCAUUGGCAUAUUGAGACUUUUUUAAAAGAAUUUUGUUCUUGCAAGAAUGAUCUGUGAGCCAUAUUGGGCUCUGGAUACCAAAGAGAUAUAUUUAACUUGUUCUGCACAACGUUUUUUAAAUUAAGUCUCGAUAUAUUGCUUAUUUUGUAUGGAGACAUAGAUCUGAUUUUAUCUAUGUAUUAAUAUGUGCCUUGUUAAAUAUAUGUGAUACUUUAGAACCUCACUUUUGUAUAAUUACAUUUUUUUUCUUUAAAUAUCACGUUUUAAGACUUACUAGACUUAUAACUAGAUAAUUAUUUUUUGUACAAUUUAGAUUGUAUUUUCACUUUGUUUUUUUACAACGUUUUUUAUACAUUUAUGUAUUUGAUAUAUUUUUUUUGCGAAAUACAAGGAUAUUUUUAGUAGAACUCAGUGAGAUUGAUAGUUUUUCAGUUAUAAAUAGAUGGAUUUGAUAUAUAGGAAUUAUUGGCAGGCCAGUAGUUAAAAAUUAGUAACUCUAUUAUUGAAAAUCCUAAAUUUAAAAACUUUUGAGACGAAACUCGUUGGAGAUUUUACUAGAAAAGUAUCUAAUGUGUAUUUCAUUUUACGCACAUGACAAAAGUUUUGAAUAAAGUUUUUUUCAAAAAUUUA